AUGUCUCGCGUUGGUCGUGUGACCUCCGGUCGGCUCCUUCCCGCUACUGUGAAGGUGACAACUGUUGGAGGAGCCGCGACUCGCUCGCCAGUGCUGUCGGCCCAGUCUGGUCUGACUGUAGCCGUGUACGUAGCGCCUGGUAGGCCGGAUGGAGACUAAUAGGCCUGUUGAUUUUGCCAACCGAGAACCAACUUUCGAGCACCAGUCUGGCCAUCAUGUCGCUGGCUCGGCUGAUGACGCUUGCCUGCCAAAAGGCGAAACUGUGUUCCUCCUGUAUAUACCAGUAUACCGUAUACCAGUAACAGUAUGUUAUUACCGACAAAGACAAGGGAGAUUAAAAUGGCCAUUUCUGGCCUAUUAGCCGUCGUCAGCCAGUCAUACCCAACCCCGAAGUGUGGAACACCCGAGGCCCGAACUCGCGACCUUUUAGUUAGAAGUCCACGCCUCCAACCACUGGGCCACGAGCCCGUUGCCCUGUCGGUUUCGAUCGGCAAUAUACAAUGGUGCAGGGACGCUAACCGAUCGUUCUUACGGAACUCGCUCCGUUGUGCCUUACGGCCUCUUUCUCGAGCCCAACCAGCAGCCGCACAGCGGCGCAUAAUAUAGUCUCUGUCGGUAAUAACAUACUGCCUAUAUCAUGCGCCGCUGUGCGGCUGCUGGUUGGCCUCGAGAGAGAGCCCGUAAGGCACAACGGAACGAGUUAGUUCCGUAAGAAAGAUCAGUGAGUACCCCUGCACCAUUGUAUAUUCCCGAUCGAAACCGACGGGACAACGGGCUCGUGGCCCAGUGGUUAGAGGCGUGGACUUCUAACAAACAGGUCGCGAGUUCGAGCCUCGGGUGUCCCACACUUCGGGGCUGGGUAUGACUGGCUGACGACGGCCAAUAAGACACAAAUGGCCAUUCCAGUCUCACUUGUCUUUGUCAGUAAUAACAUACUGUCUAUGCCAUGCGCAGCCGUGCGGUAGAGGGACGCUCACUGAUCGUUCUUUCGGAACUCACUCGUUCCGUUGUGCCUUACGGGUUCCCUUUCUAGCCCAACCAGCAGCCGCACAGCGGCGCAAGAUGUAGUUAGAAUGUUGUUCCCGACAAAUACAAGGGAGACUGGGAUGGCCAUUUAUGGCCUAUUUGUCGUCGUCAGUCAGUCAAACUCCGCUGGUGCGCGUCCAUUUGUCAUAAUUAAUAUUCCUGAUCAUUACCGAUAGGACAAAGGGCCCUUGGCUCAAUGGUAAAGUGUCAAACUCCAUGACCAAGAUCCCGGGUUCGAGUCCCAAGUGAUCUACACUUGGGUUUGGAUAUGACUGGCUGAUGACGGCUAUUAGACCACAAACGGCCAUUCCGGUCUCCCUCGGUUUUGUGGAUACUAUUUCAUUUAUUUGUAUUACUAUCCUCUGUGCGACUGCCUGCGUGGGUUCAAAUAUGAACCCCAGGGCAUAACCGAAUGACCACGUUUCGUAACCCCACCGGUGAGUGCCCAUCUUUCAUUGUAUAUAUGCCAAGAAAGCAUGUGACCCUCACUGUUGUGGUUAGCAUCUUGCUGGACGCCACUUUUUCUGACGAAAACAAAUCUUGCGACAUAGGACACAUAUAAUACGUAGGCACCUAUCUGCGUCUGGCCUGUUGUACUUUUAUUAACAGUGGCCAGUCGAAGAUAGCCAGUAAGACAGAAAUGACCAUCCCAAGGGCUCUUAUAUUUAUCGCUACUCUUUUCGCCGUCAUUACUGAUCGCUAAGUGAUUACUUACGAGGGCUUUAGUCUGAGCCCUCCGACGUAACAGGACCGGCAUAAAGCGCAGCCUGAUCAAUGUACUGUUCUAUUCAGUCGUUUACCUUCUCGAAAAACACAGCUCUACGAGUUGAAAUUCACCCACUGUAUGCUUUCGUGAACGUACUCCCUACAGGAUUUGCAACCUUAGCCGCAUACCUUGUGUUUUCCACUUUUAAGGACAUCCCGCAGAAUCCUCCAGUGUCAUCGCAGAAGGAAGGCGUCUCUCCAAGCUUCUUACUGGUCCUCUGUCACCAUCGCGGAAGACGCCCAGGACGACAGAGCCCCGCACUCCGCCCGCUGGCAAAGCUGACGAUACGGACUCGCCUGUCGGUCUGGGGAUCUCAACCGCAAGAACAACGAACGCCGAAGGUGACAACGCUCCUGUGUUGGCUGCCACACAGGGCCCACCUCCUAUCAUUAUCACCGCUGCGCCACCGACGAGCAGAACUAAGUCGAGGCCUCUGACUUCCCGCAAAAAGGCGGCUUCCGGGGACGGGGUGCCCAAAAGUCAUCCCGCACUCAUCUCCUCCCUGUUUCCCAAUGUGCCCCCCUGCGUUCGAUUCUUUGAUGAACAUGAGAAAGGUAAGCGCAGGCUGUGCCACUGCUCGCAACUCGCCCUCUGUAGCCAUACGAACCACUAUUUUGCGACAAUUUACAGAUACUACCGUUUAGUCAAUGAGUAGGCAGCGUUUUAUGUAAACUGUUACUGCCCUGCUGGUAAGCUUAAGGGUCUUACACAAGUUAUUAGUCAACAGUAGCACCAGCACCAUGAUCGUUGUCGUUAUCUCCUGAGAAACCUUCCCGAGGUCCUACGAAUUUUUCGCUACAAAGAUCUAUGAAGCGACACCUUUAUGUACGAGCGACCACUGCAACAGUAGAAUACCAGUCAGACAAUGAAGAAGUAAUAUCCGUGAUUGGGCUGGGCUCACGCCGUCCAACUCACUGUGGCCUCAGUGCGUGCUGAUAAUAUGCGUACUUGGCUGGGAACUGGGCCGUGCCACCUGGCUGCGUGAGCGGAGCGCCCUGGAAUGCGUCUGUUUACUGGGUUGAUGUCAGACAUCCAAGCCUCCCGUAAAUCCGCCCUCCCUUAUUGCCAACUCGUGCCCAUUACCUGCGUUUUCCUGAAACUGAUUUCCCUGCCUUUCUUGAGGACGUAAUAAGCCACUUGGGACAGCGAAUUUCCUUUUUGAAUGCCCCAUUUGUGUCCCAGUAUUCUCGGGCUAAGUCAUCCAACUCUCUGGCCUGCAUAAUGGUAGGGGCAGUCACAGCAUCGAAUUUGAUAAACUACACUUCAUUCCUCACCUACAUCCAUUCGUCCCUUUAUCUAUAUGAUCCUGGUUCGCAUAGUAGCUGCUAGAUAAUGGGUCUCUGAAACGUCCUUCAUAUACAGCAGAGGGUGUCAGAGUGUUUUUCUCUUCCGUUAGUUCUUAACCGGCGCGUAUGGUGGCAAUAGCUGAUGAAGUUGUUUGAGUAGCCGUUUCUGCUUAAUUAGUCGCAAAGAUGCUGUAGUUUUUUUACUCGUUCCACGGAUUCGUCUAGAGUGUUUUACCCUUUGGAAGGGCGCCCUAACGCAGUCGUGUUUAUGCACCAUUGGGCGUUCGCUCUUGUAGCUGAGGAACUGCGUUGAAUUAAUCGCCUUUCCAUAUGCUAUAGUUUUACGUUCACGAUCUGGUCCGCACGUGACCGGAACAUCAAGGAAGAACAAACGUACGACCUUCUCUUGCAAACUGAAUGUCGAUGAAGAUGCCGUAAAGCAGAUCCUGAAAGCUUAAUAGCCCGUCCCUCUUAAUUAUAACACGUGUCGUCCACAUGGUGACGACGCUUACAAAGUUUGCUGUCAAUGCUAUCUUCAGAGGCGUUAACACCUAAAGGCAGCUAGGCCUGCAUAAAUAUGCACCCGUUUUUACUCAACACCAUCCACACGGGAAAAUGGGCAGCUCUUACGUGCACUGCAAGUUGUCGUAUUUGGUGCGGUGAUUGCUCAAUCACAGGCGUCGGAUUCGUUAUUGUAAGUGUUGGUUAAUGGGGGAUAAAGUUGGGACAGGUUGACUUAAUGUCACUUGAAUUUCGCAGUGGGUUCCGUAGCGAAGGCUUGCAUUUGCGCAAAGCGAAUGGUUAUUCAACAGACCUCCUCCGAUUACAGGCCAAGGUACGGUCUUUUGAUGAUGUCCUUGGGUUUUUGAGUCGAAGAGAGCGGCUAUAUCUCAUAAAUAAAUUAACUGCUUCAUUUCGCACCGAAAAGCAUACUUCCAGGGCAAGUAAAAAUGCAUUUUCUAGUGACUUUUAGAGCGUUGCCAAACAAUCUACUGUGUUUGGUUUGUGAUUAUAAACUAUACAGUGUAAUGCGAAAAACGUUUAGUGAACAGUGAAGUUAGGAAACAGUUUCGAUUUAAUCUGACACGCAUUUCCGUGCUAAAUCGUUUAGCAGCUUUGGCUUUUAGCAGAUAAAUCGUCUUUUCGGGUCAUUCUGCUGCGUCAGAAUGUAAAUCACGUAGAAUUGAAGGUAAUUUUAGUAAAUUCGCCAGAAAUGUACUAUAACAUUCAGGGGUUAAAUAUUCCGGCGAGCUGAUUGAAUUUGUGAGUCCAUGUUUUGGGCAUCCUAGCAUGCAUACACAUUUCAUUUUAGUGGACAUGUCAUAUUGGAGGAACGUUUCUGGCUACAGCUGUGGAAACGAUAAAGUUUAGGGUUGGGUUAAAGAUUAGGACAAUGGGAGGUCUUAGAUUUGGAGUUAAUGUUAGAUUAGAGAUAGGUCUGUCCGCCGCAUACCGAUAACCUCGGAUUGUCUGUUUUCCACUCGCUUACGCGGCCCUAAUUCGCAUCUAUCCAAUUACGUAGCCUGCUCCGACACCUCACCGGCGUAGCUAAAAAAUUGUGGCGGAAAUGCGACCCAUCGAUUCCUUCCGCAAAUGCAGCCAAUUCCUGCGUACGGCUGCACUUUUGACAAUAAUAAUUCAGCAUUCCGUUUUUCAGGAGUCCCUGAACUCUUUCGGAGUAGUUAGUUUAAAUAUUCAAUCCUUGCCUUUCUUGGCAUGUUCCCAUCAUUAAUUAGUUUCUAAAGCGGUCUCGGAGUUCUGAGAAUAUGUGAAGAAGAAGAAGAGUCGAGCACCAGAACACUUUGUUUAUUGUCCUGAGCUUUCAGACUCGUACAGGAGUCCAUCGUCAGAGGUAGCAGCAGAAGCAGCCAAACAAGCGACAGUUAUAAGGCAUGUAGGCCAAUCAUCGGCCGACGGCACAAGGCUCGAGGUGACCACGCAGGGCUCUGUACGCCGGUGCCAGAUCGAUAAAUCGAUUGACCGAAUUCUCAUCCGAGGCCCAGGCUUCAAUCAAUUCUCGGCCUGUUUUGUUUCCGGCGUGGGCGACUAAUUUGGUGGCUACGAAGUUAAACUCGUGACCCAUUUCGUAGGUGUGGGCAGCCACUUCUGAUAGUGCGUCGCCUCGUCGUACAGCCAGCUUAUGUUGGUGUAUUCGCGAUCCGAGCACGCGUCCAGUCUGCCCUGUGUGGUUACAAGGACAAUUUUGACACGGAAUGCGAUACACUACUCCAGAUUGCUCUUCAGGCUUUAACCGGUCUUUGAUUUUCAUGACCCUAGUGCGCAUGGUGGCUUUGGGGCGGUGUGCAAUUCCAACACCUAGCUCCGCAGCAAUGCGCUCCGUCGCUUCUGAAACGUACUUGAUGUAUGGCAGAGAACGCUAUAUUAUCGGUGGUGUUGAUGUUCGAGUUCUCUGAUGGCGACCGCAUAGGCAGCGACUUAUGAAUGCCCUCGGAUAGUCAUUUUGCAGAAACUGGUCGCAGAGAUAACGGGCCGCACGUGAUCUGUCCUCCGGUUUGCUGCAAUGACUUUGGAUCCGUUUGAAGAGCGUCCUCAUACAGCUUCGUUUGUGAGCCACCGGAUGAUUGCUGUGAAAACUGAGAAGCUGUGGUGUUCGUUGCCUUCCUAUAAACCGUCAUUUCAAGUUCACCGUUAAGGUUUCGUCUGACAAGCACAUCCAGGAAGGGCAACUAUUGUACCUGUUCUUCUUCCCUCGUGAAUUUUAUUUCGGGGAUUUAUCGAUCUGGCGCCGGCGUACAGAGCCCUUCGUUGUCACCUCCAGUCUUGCGCCGUCGGUCAAUGAUUGGCCUACAUGCCUUAAAACUGUCGCUUGUUUUGUUGCUGCUACCACCUCUGACGAUGGACUCCUGUACGAGUCUGAAAGCUCAGGACAAUAAACAAAGUGUUCCGGUGCUCGGAUCUUCUUCUUCACUUAUGCAUACACCUGGAACUGGAAAUUCCGCCUUCAUUCUGAGAAUAUUUUCGUCUUUCUUAGUACGACGAUGAGGGUAAACAUAAAGCUGCAAUUGGAAGCUACCAAUAUUUUGCCGCCGUAGUCGACGGUAGCCCUUACCUCAAGAACUACACAGCAAAGUGGGCGAAGUUAUUCUUGGAGGUGUUCCAGUCGUUAGUACCACGAGUCACCUCGUUAGUCUCUACUGACUGAACCAGACUGUGUACAUACAAGACCAGCUCGACCAUCUCAAGCGUCGAUGUCCGCCGCGAGACCUACGGGCUAGGCACAACAUCUGUGAUUUACAGCGUUUAUCGUUCUCUCCCUCUCUUACCUCACCCAUAUUGCUACGAUGGCCAGACGCAUCGGCUGACAGGGCUAAGCGCUCGUCUACGCGCGCCACGCAUGCGGCUUGGUCCUCGCACCAAAUGGACCUUUAACCAACGCGGCUGGCUCACAUCACACUAGUGGCUGCCCACUUCACUACACAAGCCACUCCAGGCGAUGUUUUCGGCUGGUGGCGCCUAGGCUUCGACUACUUUUUACGCUUUCUAUUUCUUCCUUCUGAAGCGCCCUCAAUGUCAACAUGCAGAAGCCCAAAAUUAUGCCUCGGUUCAGUUUUUCUCCCUUGUAUCCACCCGCAAAUGAACUUACAUAUAGCUUCCUCUCUUUCCGCUACAGUUGAAUCAUUGCCGUGGGAAUUCCGACGUCUUCUUCACUACCGGCCGAGUAUAAUGACUCCAAUAAUCGUUCGACAGGUGCUCUCAAGGUCCGCCUUCCGAGCCUCCAAACGUAUGUUUGCAGUGGGUAGUGAGUCUCCCUUUAGAUUAUCCGCUACGGGGAGGGUGGGUGCCGUUGACACCUGUCGUCCCUCAUUCGCACGCACCCUCCCCGGCGCCAGCUUCCUCAUUUAGCAAAGCAAACUAUCUACACCAUGUUAGAAUUCAUCCCAUUGAAUGAUUUUUCCUACUAGUCCAUUGGUUCCUUUUCAUGUCUGCGUAGACAUUUUGAAGAUGGCUUCUAUCCUUUGAAUCUUUACGAAUCUUACCAGCAAACUUGAACAUGAGUGAAUAAAUUCCCGAUCUGCAAAGAUAGAUAAUGGCGGGUGGCGAGGCCCUGAUGAACUCUGGUUCGAUGAAGUGCUUAUGACCCAUCCGGUAGACCCCAGUGGUGGACCAGCUGCGCCAGGUGCGUCUGUGCGCAUGUUUGUUUUUCUGAUCCCAGCUGCUGUUGUUCAGGGUUAUGAUUGGCCGAAUGAGGGCAAACAAGCCCGAAACAGUGCUGUAUCAAUCUAUCCCCCCCCCCCUACUCUGUCGUCUCCCCUCUGCUAUCAUAGCUUAGCCGACUUCGGCCUGGUAGGUGGUUGCCUGUUCGUGACCCCUAUCGCCCAUACGAAGCUUGUUUGCUUCGGGAAGCCAAUGGAUCGGUGUGCGUCCAUUCCUGAGUGAAUAAAUACCUGACCUGCAGCGACAGAGAAUGGCAGGUGACGAGGCACUGAUGAACUCCGGUUCGAUGGAUUGCUUAUGUAGCCCAUCUGGUAGAGACCCCGGGGGUGGACCGCCUUUAAAUGAUUUCUCUAGUGGCUGACAUGUCUCACUUGACCUCAUUCCCAUAUAAAUGCACUGAACUGACGAGAAUUUAUCGAAAGCAAUCGCACGUUCGCCAACUAGUUUUCUGAAAGCCAGUGCACAAUAUUUUAAGGUGCUAUUGUUUUUUGCAAAAAAAGUUUAUUUUUUAAAAUACUGGCUUCGAAUUAAACCAACGCGUGUAUGCGCUUUUGGGAUACCCUAUAUUUGUUUUCAUCGAAAUAAUUUCUUUUGUAGGCAUGACCAGUAGGUGAUUGUGGCGUACAAAUAGAGCGAUGAAAGUGUAACCCCACUGUUAGUGCUUUCAGUUUGUAUAGCAUCGUCGACGGUAGGAUGAAGGAUCCCUGCUUAGUUGUCGGCAGAUUCUGGAUCGUGUCAUACGGGGAUGUCAGUGGAGGUUCUACGGGUUAGGCAGCACGCCAGACAGUAAGCUGACGAAAUGCAAGAAAUCACCGAAACUGUUUGGAUUUCUGCCGAAAGUCUAAUUGUGCGCUUUUGCAUUACAACGGAAACAGCGGGUUUAAAAUAUAUAAAAAAAACAAACAAAAAGCAACUUAUAAAAAUAACCGUGUUUAUGUAAUGGCUCGAGGUCGUGGGAAGUAAUCAUUAUUGGCAAUGUAACGUCUGCGAUGCCAAGAUAAAAACCCCAUAUGACGCGGUCCAGUCUACCGAGAGUUAUGCAGGGCCUAUCUUUUCCAAUGGAAAACACAUUUAUGUGUGGGGCAGCAAACCAGGCAGUAGGCUGGUGACUUGUUGGAAAGCAUAGAAAUAGUUUAGAUUCCUGCCGAAGGUCUUAUCAUACGCUUUGCUGUUGCAGCGGAAAUUGGCGCGUUAAUUUAAAAAAGAAGAUUUCAAAAAAUAACAGGAUUCGUAUUAAGAUCAUUGGACGAAAUUGUUGUUGACCUGACGGCCUACAGAUGGAUGCUAAGAUAAAACCCCACAUGACACCAUCCAGUCUACUAAUAGUUGAGUGGAGUCCUUCGCCCUAUCGUCGUUUAGAGUUAGCUACAUCGAAGUAGGCCGUUACUAUCCUCGAUAAUAAGGUGCUAAGUCAUUUGCAAUCUAGUCGAGGACGUAAAUGCAUGUGGUGGGAAGACGGGCAUUUCCUCACCUCAGCACCAUCAUCCGAAACCUUGUACGCAGAGUACAUUGUAGUGCUUUCACAAGCUGCUAUAAUUUUUCCAGCCUUCUCCGUCUGUUUUCUAAGUCUGCAUUUCAGCGUUUUCUGGAGAGUGUCUUGUGGGAGUGGCUGACUUGCUUUCACAUUGAAUUUUAGUUACCACGGUCACAGAAGACCUCGAUGCGGUUGGUAAGUCGAAUGAUUUUCCGAAAUUGCAGCGCUAAACAAAUUAUUUCUUUUCCUGCCCUUUACCAAUGAGCGCGAGUGUGCAUUCUACUCACAAAUCGGAUUUUUUUCGUAGAAUCAACAGACUGGAUCUACUACUUUGGGAAACACAUGAGACCGGCCGUCUUCUUGUCCAUACGCGACUAUCAGAAGGUACUGCACUUCCUUUCCCCUUCAGUCCAGCACCUUCUUGCAAAGGGACCGCUUUAA
Molecule: messenger RNA, 9169 nt
Organism: Spirometra erinaceieuropaei
Lineage: Eukaryota; Metazoa; Platyhelminthes; Cestoda; Diphyllobothriidea; Diphyllobothriidae
Source: the annotation of a GenBank genome assembly